AAUUUUUUCGUCUACGACAAACUUUAUAUUAUUCUAAACUAUAUAAUAAAAACAAAAAAAUUUAAAAAAUUAUGAUGGUAUCUUUUAAGCUAACCUUGCGUUCUUCUCCUUCUUAUUAUUAAAUCCUCUCACUUGUCAACCUGAAAAAAUGGAUUCCUUUUCUGGGCUUCUUUCGGAGAUUCUCCCGCAUUUUUUCAUCCAACUUGAAUUAAUUUCUCGUUUUAUUCCUUGAUGUUCAUCCAUUAAUUCAAGUUUCAGGUAAUGCAAACUCUUCAGGUUGAUGAAGUUGAAUAUAGUAGCUAGAGAAGUCGAUUGUCAAUAUACCUUUACAGAAACAUGAACUCGUCAUCAACCCAAUUUGUCAUGUCAAGAAGGAUGAAUAUAUACGAGCCUCUCCAUCAGAUUAGUUCGUGGGUUGACAGUUUCGGAGAUGAAGGCUAUCCAAAUGUGUCUCCAUCUACUGUUGUAGAAAUGAAUGAAAGACUAGACAACCUGUCAGAAGACACUUCAUCGCAUGGAGCACAGGUACCUUCAAAUAAAUAUGAUCAGGAAGCAUCUAAACCUGUAGAGAAGGUACAAAGACGUCUUGCACAAAAUCGUGAGGCUGCUCGCAAAAGUCGCUUGCGGAAAAAGGCCUAUAUUCAGCAAUUGGAGUUGGGCCGUUCAAAAUUGAUGCAGAUGGAGCAAGAGCUUGAACGAGUACGACAACAGGGUAUGUAUGUUGGUGGCGGGAUAGAUCCUCUUCCUUUCUCCGCGAGUUCUGUAAAUUCAGGAAUUGUUGCAUUUGAGAUGGAGUACGGACAUUGGGUUGAAGAGCAAAAUAAACUGAUUUGCGAGCUGAGGAAUGCCUUAAAUACACAUAUAACCGACGUUGAGCUUCGGAUUCUCGUAGAUAGCGGCAUGAAGCACUAUUUUGAUCUAUUCCAGUUGAAGGCCGGUGCAGCAAAGGCGGACGUAUUUUAUCUCAUAACUGGCAUGUGGCAAACAUCAACUGAGCGCUUUUUCUUGUGGAUAGGAGGAUUCCGUCCAUCAGAACUACUAAAGGUACUUGGGCCACAGCUUGACCCCUUAACAGAUCAACAAGUCAUGGAUGUCUAUAACCUUAAGCAGUCCUGCGAGCAAGCAGAAGUGGCACUGUCACAGGGGAUAGAAAAACUCCAGCAAACUUUGGCAGACACCAUAGCAACAGAUCACUUAGGUGAUGGGCUUUACACUUCAGAAAUGGCUAAUAAUGCUAUUGAGAAACUUGAAGCACUUGUAAGCUUUGCAAACCAGAUCAUCUUAGAAGGGAGACACUGCGGCAAAUGCACCGGAUCCUAACUGUACGCCAAGCAGCUCGAGGCUUGUUAGCUCUAGGAGAGUACUUCCAGCGUCUAAGGGCUUUGAGUUCCCUGUGGAGUAGUCGUCCUCGUCCGCCUGCUUAAAGUGUCAGAACGGAAAGUUAGCUGACAAAGUCAGUACCAAUUUUUCAGCUCAAGGUGCCAUUGCAGCAAUAUUAUUGCUGUUCAUGUACAGGUUGUCCUCAUUCUUGAAGCACCAGCCACCACAGGAAAUUUGUAUAUAAAACAGCAGCAGCAAUGCAGAUUGUUUCCAUACUGUUAUGGACUUGAAAGUAAUAUUUCUGAAAAUUGGGUUGCUCAACUGAGUGUGAUAUAUGUGUAUGUAUAUGUGAAUGAUGUAGGCAAUUCUUGUGUACGUCAUGUAUCAAUUUUGUAAAUCAUAAUCUUAGUGUGAUCCAAUAAAAAUAUGGAGGCAUGUGGUAGGGAGAUAGGAAUUCAUACA
This is a messenger RNA of Beta vulgaris subsp. vulgaris (sugar beet), 1782 nucleotides long. RefSeq names its product transcription factor TGA4. The record is from RefSeq and is a predicted model, not a curated record. Gene Ontology annotation, molecular function: sequence-specific DNA binding; DNA-binding transcription factor activity. Lineage: Eukaryota; Viridiplantae; Streptophyta; Magnoliopsida; Caryophyllales; Amaranthaceae. Bases 337 to 1320 code for a protein of 327 amino acids. The transcript has 9 exons. Gene Ontology annotation, biological process: regulation of DNA-templated transcription; DNA-templated transcription.